Molecule: messenger RNA, 5067 nt
Organism: Varanus komodoensis (Komodo dragon)
Lineage: Eukaryota; Metazoa; Chordata; Lepidosauria; Squamata; Varanidae
Product: non-receptor tyrosine-protein kinase TYK2-like
Exons: 12
Coding region: 52-1629 (525 amino acids)
Biological process (GO): cytokine-mediated signaling pathway; cell differentiation; intracellular signal transduction
Cellular component (GO): cytosol; membrane
Molecular function (GO): ATP binding; non-membrane spanning protein tyrosine kinase activity; cytokine receptor binding
Source: RefSeq, a predicted model, not a curated record
UGAUGGUCUCCCCUCUUCUCCCUGUAGGCAUUCUUUGAAACAGCCAGCCUGAUGAGCCAGGUCUCCCACAUCCAUUUGGCUUUUGUUCACGGGGUUUGUGUAUGGGGCUCAGAAAAUAUAAUGGUGGAAGAGUACAUUGAACAUGGUCCCCUGGAUGUCUUCUUGCGGAAAAACAAAGGGCGGAUAACAGUGGGCUGGAAAUUCACUGUUGCUGCACAGUUAGCUAGCGCCCUGACUUAUUUGGAAGGCAAAAACCUGGUGCAUGGCAACGUAUGUGCCAAGAACAUCUUGUUGGCUAGGAAAGGCUUGGAUGAUGGCUUGAUGCCCUUCAUCAAGCUCAGUGACCCUGGAGUCAGCUUCACAGUACUCUCCCGAGAAGAGCGGGUUGACAGGAUCCCAUGGAUUGCUCCAGAAUGUGUUAAAAAUGUGAGCAACCUCAGUACGGCGGCUGACAAGUGGAGCUUUGGUACUACUCUCCUGGAGAUAUGCUUUGAUGCAGAUGUGCCACUAAAAGAACGUACUCCUUCUGAGAAAGAGCGUUUCUAUGAGAAAAAACAUCACCUUCCGGAGCCAUCUUUCAAAGAAUUAGCUGUGUUAAUCAGCCAGUGCCUGAACUAUGCUCCUGCGGAGCGGCCAUCAUUCCGGACCAUCUUGCGAGACCUUACGCAACUACAGCCACAUAACCCCCUUGACAUCACAUCUGUGAAUCCCGAAUUUCCAGUAUCUGACCCAACUGUCUUUCAGAAGCGGUAUCUGAAAAAGAUCCGAGAUCUGGGUGAGGGUCACUUUGGCAAAGUGAGUCUGUACUGCUAUGAUCCUACCAAUGAUGGCACUGGUGAGAUGGUGGCAGUGAAGUCACUGAAAUCAGGCUGUAGCCAACAGCUGCUGACCAGCUGGAAAAAGGAAAUUGAGAUCCUGAAGACACUUUACCACGAGAACAUUGUCAAAUACAAGGGUUGCUGUAGUGAGCAAGGGGAAAAGAUGGUGCAGCUUAUUAUGGAAUAUGUGCCUUUGGGGAGUCUGAGGGAUUAUCUUCCCAAGCACAGUGUCAGCCUGGCCCAUAUUCUCCUCUUUGCUCAGCAGAUCUGUGAGGGAAUGGCUUAUCUUCACUCCCUGCGCUACAUCCACAGGGAUCUGGCAGCCAGAAAUGUACUCCUGGAGAAUGAGAACGUUGUGAAAAUUGGAGACUUUGGUCUUGCCAAAGCCAUCCCUGAAGGUCAUGAGUAUUACCGUGUCUGUGAAGAUGGAGACAGCCCUGUCUUUUGGUAUGCUGUGGAGUGCCUGAAGGAGUGUAAAUUCUAUUAUGCCUCUGAUGUUUGGUCCUUUGGGGUUACUUUAUAUGAACUCCUAACACGCUGUGAUUCAAGUCAGAGCCCUCCAGUGAAAUUCAUUGAGAUGAUUGGAGCAACUCAGGGCCAAAUGACAGUACUGAGGCUUAUAGAGCUUUUGGAUAGAGGGAAAAGGCUGCCCAGCCCAAAGGACUGUCCAUAUGAGAUUUACCGCUUGAUGAAAAACUGUUGGGAAUCAGAAGCUUCAUUCCGGCCAGCCUUCACAAACCUUGUCCCCAUCCUCAGAACCUUCCAUGAAAAGUACAGGGCCCAGGCCCCCUCAGUGUUCAACCUGUGCUGAGCAGGAUGCAAAGACUUUCAGCCAAAGACCAUACUCUUACCUGCACUCUGUGUCUUGAUACUGUCUGUGUGUGCCUGGAAUGCCACAGUGCCAUGGAAGCUGCUUCAAAAUAUCAUAAUGCGUUGGAACUCUUACUGUUUUGUUGUUCAGAGCCCCAACGCAGAGUUUUCUGCCUUAUCCCUUUUUUUCUGUGUACCAAAUGUGACGGUGUUUAAGGGAAAACCCACAUCUUUUUUCAUCAUAAGCAGAGGUUGCUUAUGAAACAGUGUAUAAUGCUGCACCAAACUCUGGCCUGAGGAAUCUGGAAAGCCUUGAGACUUAGUCUGAAUACAGGAUAUCACAGGUGCAGGGAAGUGAGUAAAUGAAAUGACUUCUUCGUUGUCUUUUUAAUGGACUGCUGAGCCUGUUGGUCUGCUGCAGACAGAUAAUGCAGCUUGGAUUUAAAAGAGACUGGGAAGGAAGCCAAGAUCUUCAAGCGCAAUAAUCGCUAUAGGUAAUGUUUCUCUUGGACUAGGUCUUUCUUGCUACAAGGAAAUGUGCUAUUUCUGGGACUAUUUUCAAAGCAAAUGCUUUGGACUCCCAAAAAUCCCUGAACUGGCCUUUGUUCCCAUUCACCUGGUAUCUGUGUAUUUCAGAAUUGCUGGGGCUCUUACAUCUCUUCGAUUCCACCAUCUUCCACAUAGAGUAUAGACAUCUUUUCACUUCCUUUCUGGAGGAGGCCCUCUUCUCAACCCUCUAGAAAUCCAGAUGUGGAGCCAGAUGCACACUCAGCUGACUAGAGAAGUGAAUGUUUGCUCAUAUUUUGUAUCCCCAUAUAGAAGUCUUGGGUUUGCUCCCAAAGAGAUGUCCCUGAAGUCUCCAAAGGGGAUAAAGAAAAGGUACUAUUUUUUCAGAAAUGCAUUGCACUCAUGAGAAUUCGCCUGCUGUGUAAGCUUUGUCAGAGCCCACUUUGCUUUCUAGAUAAUAUAAGCAGACAUUUCUGUAUUGUUGUCCCAAGAACCAUUCUUCAAACAUUUGGUUGUUUUGAACCAGAAAUCUUCCCACCCCUUGCUUCUAUCAAUCAGAAGCUUUAAAUUUGAAGUUGAGGGAGGCAAAAAGAGGGUAGGCCUCAAAUCAUAUCACAGUUUUAUGGGAAAUGCCCUUUGACCACUAACUUGGUUGCUACUGCCUAGAAACUGGGCAUCAUGUAGCUAAGUAACAGCGGUUCCUGCUGGAAUCCCACAUCCUGAGAGAGAGAGAGAAAGAGAGGGAGGGAGGAAAAAACCCAGUUGCCUCAUACAUCUCAGGGCUGUGAUGUCACUUAGCUAAUUUAGUUUAAAAAAAUACUACUUGCUGUUGAAGCCACAGCUAUUUGCAUUCCAAAACUUUAGUCAUUCUCCAUUCUUACCAAACCUAGUUUGGGCAGAGUCAGCUGUUUUCAUAGGCACAUUUCAGAUCCUGUUGGAGGUGUUGCAGGCUCCAAAUUAUGUUCAGGAUCUUUAGGGUGCUGCAAAGCUGGGCUAAUGGUUGCCCUCAAUACAAAUUCCUCCCUUGCCAACUUGCACUCUUGGGAUCCUGUCCCUUCUUCAUAACUGAGGACUGGGGACUGUUUUGGCAAACCUGAAACUACACAUUAUUAACGAGCCUGUUCCAGGCUGUUUCUGCUUUGAGAAAGAGGGGAGGGAGGACGGCUGUUGACCUGCCUUUUAGGUGGCUCUUAAUAUCAUUAAACAGUACUGUAAGAAUUAAGUAUUUCAAGAGUGUUUUAAAUUUCCCUUCUCACAGAAUGAAAGGAAUGAUCAACAAUCAUUUAUACUUUGGCUAUGCUGUGCAAGCCACUUAGAGCUAUGAAGGGACCAGAUGAGAGUGCUUAUCCCUGCAUGUUUUCCUGCCAUUCCAAUUCACCAAAGGCUCAAAGCAAUCCCUAUUCUGUUUCUAGGUGGUUACUUAGUUGAGGCUUACCACUUUGAAGGAAGGCAAUGAAGAGAAAGGGAAUGCAGGAAGAGUCAGGAGCUUGGGGUUAUUGUUCAUUUUUAGCCAAGCUGAGAUUUUGAACUCUUGACUGAUAUGUAUAUUGAUGUACAGCUCUGAGUAACAAAUGGCCAGAAUUGGAGGAGGCAGGGGUAUCCUAAAACACUCAGUGCUGAACAUUUAUUUCCUGGGGAUCUGAUUAGGGAAAUGCCUACCAAAGAAAAUGAGAACAAAUACAGAAGUGUACAGUUCUUGGAAAUGACAGCUGGCAACUCUAAAUCCAUUGCAGACUGACCAGACAAAACUUUGGUAGAUUCCCUAGAAGGCUCUCAUCACACAACAGGGUGUGGCAGCAUGAAGCAUUGGAUGAGCAUAGCUUUCAGACUUCGUUUCAGGGGCCAAACUCAUGUUGACAUGGUUCAAAUACUGUUUCUGGGAUAGGGGUUGAAGUGUGGGUAGAGCCAGUCAAAUGUAUCAAGACCUUCCACAAGGAAGAUAAGAGCCACUGCAUUACUUUCCUUACCCACUCGUAGCAUACAUAGAUCAGGACUGAGAAAAUUAUGAAACUAGUUCUGUGAGCCUUUGGGAGUUGUGGAAUGCAAUCCUAUGCAUGUUUAUUUGGAAGUAUGUCUUAUUAGGUAUUCGUGUAUAUAGGCUGUAAGAUUUUUGGGGGCUGAUUUUUCCUCAAUCCCUCCCAUUGUGCUUGGUAAAUAGCUUUUGAUGUUGAAAAGAUUUUUAAAAACAGUUUGCCAUAUAUUGUGGCAUUAGCUGUUCGUUUUUUAAACCCCAUUCCAUUGUAUAAGCAUAAACCCCUUCCAUGACCCCAAACAGUUCCUUAGGUAAUAAACUUGAUAGGUUUUUAAAAAUGAUUUUCACUUGGUCUGUGAUACUAGAAGGACUCAAAUUUGUUUACAAGUCUAAAAGACAAAGAGCUAUUCAUAAAACUCAUGGUGUUAAUCACUUAUUUGAGAAUUGUACGCGCACCUAUUGGUAAACUUGUGUUAUUGGCCUUAAAACUAGUCUUAUCUUCCCCUCCCCUGUACAUUUUAUUUUUUGGGUAUAGAAUUGCACCAUGAGCCUGCACUACCAGCCCUAUCUCUGGAGUGUGGAACAAUGCCACCUGUCUUAGCUGAAAAGUAUCUUACAAAGCUAAACUGCAAAACUUCACAGCAUUGUGCCUUUUGCAUCUGGAACUGCACUGAAGAUUUGAGGCAAGGACUUCUUCCACGGAAGGAUGGGCAAGCUUCAGCUCAGCCUUUCUUGCUCUGUCUGUGGCCAAAGCUGCUGUACUUCUGGAUGUGUGUAUGGCGGUGGGGGGUGGGGUGGGGAGUGAGUGUUUAUGGGACGGGGAGAGUGUGUGAGUGCAGAGAGAAUGUGCACAGAAAUCUUGCUGUAAUGUGAAUGUGCUCUGUGUUAGUAGAGCUAAAUGUAAUAUCCUGGGAAGAUCAUUUACAUUUUCUUCAAAUAAACGUCAUAUAACUUUUAGUA